AUGUUUAAGCUCGCCCGUAGCAAGCCAAUUGCUGCGGCUUUCAGAUCCGCCGUCGAGUCACCUCUUCGCACCAGAUUCGCUCAGUCGCAGCGAAGGAACCUCUCCAUACACGAAUACCUCUCCGCCAACCUCCUCAAGUCUUAUGGCGUCGGUGUUCCAAAGGGUGAAGUUGCCCGCAGCGGCGAAGAGGCUGAGGCCAUCGCAAAGAACAUCGGUGGUGAGGAUAUGGUUAUCAAGGCCCAGGUCCUAGCUGGUGGCCGUGGAAAGGGUACCUUCGACAAUGGCUUGAAGGGAGGUGUCAGAGUUAUCUACUCUCCAACUGAGGCCCGCAUGUUUGCCGACCAGAUGAUCGGCCACAAGCUGAUAACCAAGCAGACAGGUGCUCAGGGUCGUCUCUGCAACGCCGUGUACAUCUGCGAGCGCAAGUUCGCCCGCAGAGAGUUCUAUCUUGCCAUCCUGAUGGACCGUCAAACUCAGGCUCCCUGCGUUCCAGAGGCCGUUGAGACCAUCAAGAAGCUCUACAAGGUCUUCAUGGAGAAGGAUGCCACUCAGAUCGAAAUUAACCCUCUCUCAGAGACCUCCGACCACCAGGUUCUUGCUAUGGAUGCCAAGCUUGGUUUCGACGACAACGCCGACUUCAGACAGAAGGAGGUCUUUUCCUGGAGAGAUACCACCCAAGAGGAUGCCGAUGAGGUCAAGGCUGCCGAAUCUGGUCUCAACUUCAUCAAGUUGGACGGAGACAUCGGCUGCUUGGUCAACGGUGCUGGUCUCGCCAUGGCCACUAUGGACAUCAUCAAGCUCAACGGUGGAAGCCCUGCCAACUUCCUUGACGUCGGCGGUGGUGCCACCCCUGCUGCUAUCCGAUCUGCCUUCGAGCUCAUCACCAGCGACCCCAAGGUCACUGCCAUCUUCGUCAACAUCUUCGGAGGUAUCGUGAGAUGUGAUGCCAUCGCUCAGGGUUUGAUCAAUGUCGUCCAAGAGAUGAACCUCCGUACCCCCAUCGUCGCCAGACUGCAGGGUACUAACAUGGAGAAGGCCCAUGCUUUGAUCAGCGAAUCUGGCCUCAAGAUCUUCUCCAUUGAGGAUCUCCAGGUUGCCGCCGAGAAGUCCGUCCAGUUCUCCAAGGUCGUCAAGAUGGCCCGAGACAUUGAUGUCGGCGUUGAAUUCACCCUUGGUAUUUAA
Messenger RNA from Trichophyton rubrum CBS 118892, 1182 nucleotides. RefSeq lists its product as uncharacterized. Bases 1 to 1182 code for a protein of 393 amino acids. NCBI's taxonomy places the organism in Eukaryota, Fungi, Ascomycota, Eurotiomycetes, Onygenales, Arthrodermataceae. Gene Ontology annotation, molecular function: succinate-CoA ligase (ADP-forming) activity; metal ion binding; ATP binding. Gene Ontology annotation, biological process: succinyl-CoA metabolic process; tricarboxylic acid cycle. The transcript is spliced from 9 exons. The record is from RefSeq and is a predicted model, not a curated record. Gene Ontology annotation, cellular component: succinate-CoA ligase complex; mitochondrion.